Messenger RNA from Odocoileus virginianus texanus, 627 nucleotides. NCBI's taxonomy places the organism in Eukaryota, Metazoa, Chordata, Mammalia, Artiodactyla, Cervidae. The record is from RefSeq and is a predicted model, not a curated record.
AUGGCAAGUCCUGCCUGGGGAUAUGAUGGUGAAAAUGGUCCUGAACACUGGGAGAAGCUGUACCCCAUCGCAAACGGAAAUAACCAAUCUCCUAUCGACAUUAAAACCAGUGAAACCAAACAUGAUGAGUCUCUGAAACCUGUCAGUGUCUCCUACAAUCCAGCCACAGCCAAAGAAAUCGUCAACGUGGGACAUUCCUUUCAUGUAAACUUUGAGGACAGCGAUAACAGAUCGGUGCUGAACGGUGGACCUCUGUGUGAAAGCUACAGGCUGCGUCAGUUCCAUUUUCACUGGGGCACCACAGAUGACUAUGGCUCUGAGCACUUAGUGGAUGGAGCCAAAUUUUCUGCAGAGAACAAGCAAGCUCCAUUCACAAAUUUCGACCCCUCUGUCCUCCUGCCUUCAUCCCCGGAAUACUGGACCUACUUUGGUUCCCUGACUCACCCUCCUCUUCACGACAGUGUCACCUGGAUCAUCUUUAAAGACCACAUCAGCGUGAGCUCAGAACAGCUGGCGCAGUUCCGCAGUCUGCUAGCAAGUGCGGAAGGUGAUCGAGAAGUCCCCAUCAAGUGCAACAACCGGCCGCCCCAGCCUCUGAAGGGCAGAACAGUGAGAGCUUCAUGCUGA